AUCGACGUCGCGUCACGCUGGAGUUUCAGUUUUCACUGUGUCAGUCAGUGAGCUGAGCUGCUAUAAGGGCUUAGCAAGCCUUGUUUCAGUCGCGCUGUGUCUUAGUUGUAAAAAUGACAACUUUACCUCCUAAGAGAAAAAUAUGCUACUACUAUGAUGGGGACAUUGGAAACUAUUACUAUGGACAGGGCCAUCCCAUGAAGCCUCAUCGCAUCAGGAUGACUCAUAAUCUCAUCUUGAACUAUGGCCUGUAUCGCAAGAUGGAGAUCUAUCGCCCACAUAAAGCAACUGCGGAAGAAAUGACCAAGUUUCACAGCGAUGAUUACAUAAAAUUCUUGCGCAGCAUCAGGCCUGACAAUAUGGCAGAGUACAACAAACAGAUGCAGAGGUUUAAUGUUGGUGAAGACUGUCCUGUCUUUGAUGGGAUGUAUGAAUUUUGCCAGCUAAGCACUGGAGGCUCUGUUGCUGGAGCAGUAAAGCUGAACAAGCAAGCUGCUGAUAUAGCAAUCAACUGGGCUGGAGGACUCCAUCACGCAAAAAAAUCUGAGGCAUCUGGCUUCUGCUAUGUCAAUGAUAUUGUUCUCGGAAUCCUGGAGCUACUGAAGUACCAUCAAAGGGUGCUCUAUGUAGACAUUGACAUUCAUCAUGGUGAUGGUGUGGAGGAAGCUUUCUACACUACUGAUAGAGUCAUGACAGUGUCUUUCCACAAGUAUGGAGAAUACUUUCCUGGUACAGGCGACCUCAGAGAUAUUGGAGCUGGAAAAGGGAAAUAUUAUGCUGUCAACUUUCCUCUCCGUGAUGGAAUUGAUGAUGAGUCGUAUGAAAGUAUUUUCAAGCCGGUCAUUACAAGAGUGAUGGAGAUGUACCAGCCAAGUGCCAUUGUGUUGCAGUGUGGUGCUGAUUCCCUUUCAGGAGAUAGGCUCGGUUGUUUUAACCUUACUCUGAAAGGCCAUGGGAAGUGUGUUGAAUUCAUCAAGAAAUGGAACCUUCCGGUGCUGCUGUUGGGUGGAGGUGGCUAUACUAUUCGCAAUGUUGCUCGCUGUUGGACCUACGAGACUUCCAUAGCUCUGAAUUGUGAUGUUGCAAAUGAACUGCCAUACAAUGAUUAUUUUGAAUAUUAUGGACCAGACUUCAAGCUUCACAUAAGCCCGUCAAAUAUGGCGAACCAGAACACUCCAGAAUACAUGGACAAAAUCAAAACCCGCCUGUUUGAUAAUUUGCGAAUGCUUCCGCAUGCUCCUGGCGUUCAAAUGCAAGCCAUCCCUGAAGAUGCAUUGCAUGAUGAAAGUGAUGAGGACGACAAGGUCAACCCUGAUCAAAGAAUUUCGAUUCGACAGAGUGAUAAGAGAAUUGCAUGUGAAGAAGAGUUCUCUGACAGUGAAGACGAAGAUGGGGGUGGCCGAAAAGACAAGAGGGACCACAAGAAAAAGCGACAGAAAACAGAGGCAGAUGACAAAAAAGAUGGGGAGAAAGAUAAGAAAGAAGAAAAAGAAGUAAAGAAAGAGGCACCCGAAGUAAAGGAGGAAGCCAAGACAUCCCAAGAGAAGGAUGACAAAGCAGCAGCACCCACAGAAAAGAAAGAGAACUCCCCGUCAGCCCCCAAGUCUGAGAGUGCUGCUGCCCCUGUCACAGACAAUUCCUCCAAAGAUAAAGAGCCUGAAGUGGCUGCUGGAACCACUGCGUCUUCUGAACCAGAGAAAAUGGAACACUGAUUAAAUGGCUUUCUGCAUUGUCACCCAUCUCAUC
This is a messenger RNA of Aplysia californica (California sea hare), 1746 nucleotides long. RefSeq names its product probable histone deacetylase 1-B. Lineage: Eukaryota; Metazoa; Mollusca; Gastropoda; Aplysiida; Aplysiidae. The record is from RefSeq and is a predicted model, not a curated record. Gene Ontology annotation, molecular function: histone deacetylase activity. Bases 114 to 1712 code for a protein of 532 amino acids. The transcript is spliced from 16 exons.